AUAAAAUUACUCUGAAAAAAAAAAAAAAAAAAAGUAAAAAUGACACCGUUAAGCCUGCUAACAAUAACACAGUUUGUUUCCUUCAUUCCUGCUGGAUCCAAAUCUGGCGGAUCCUCUCCCGAUUGAGAGUUUUCGCCGCAAACUGACGCCUGCUUCGCAUUCCGACCGCCGUUCCUCCUCCGCCGCUGCCGCCAUCGUUUACUUUACCAGAAGGGAAGGCACAGGGAUCAUUCAAGCAUAUUCAUUGACAACGUGGUAGCACUCAUUUGCAAAUGGCAUCGGGUUCCCAAGUAGAAGUUAUUGGCAAUGGGAUUAGUACUAAUUCAUCUUUAUCUGUCAAAUUUGGGACGCCUGAGGCAUUGGAGGAGGCUCGGAAGAUGACGGAUGUGGGAGCUGUGACUCGACGACUCCAUGAAGUCAAUGCCUACCUGCGAGGUGUGGAUCUGGAAUUGGAUUCUAUCUUGUCUCAGCGUGUCGAUCUGGACCGCCAGCUUUCCUCCCUCCAAAAGGCUUCAGAUGUGCUUCUCAUUGUCAAAGCGGAUGCUGAUCACUUGUUAUCCAAUGUCAGCUCCACCUGUCAACUUGCUGACAGUAUCAGCGGGAAGGUCCGGGAACGUGAUCAAGCCCAAUCCCGUGUCUCUGACACCCUCCUCCACAUUGAUGCUGACGUCCAUCGCUCCCAAUGUCUUGAAGGCGUCCAGAAAGCCCUUCGGUCUGAGGAUUUUGAGUCUGCCGCUAACUAUGUUCAGACGUUCCUCCAAAUUGAUGCGAAGUUCAGAAACUCUGCAGCCACCAAAGAGCGGGAACAACUGCUUGCCUUCAAGAAACAGCUCCAGGGGAUUGUUACAAAUCGUGUGACUUCAGCUGUGGAGCAGCUAGACCACCCAACCAUCCUCCGAUUUGUGAAGCUGUACCCACCUCUGGGACUCGAGGAAGAUGGACUCCAGGUGUAUGUCAAAUAUCUAAAGAAGGUGAUUUCCAUGAGAUCCCGGAUGCAGGAGAUGGAUCAGGACCCAGAUCAGCUUCAACAAAUCCAUUCUCAGGUCAAUUUUGUUGCGCGCUUGACGAGUCUGUUCAAGGACGUUGUAUUGGCCGUUGAAGAGAAUCAUGAAAUUCUAACCAGCUUUUGUGGAGAAGACAGCAUUGUUUAUGCUAUCUGCGAACUUCAAGAAGAAUGUGAUAAGCGGGCUUCCUCCAUCAUAAACAAGUACAUGGAGUACAGGAAGUUAGCCCAGUUAACUUCUGAGAUAAACUCUUACAAAGCAAAGUUGCUUUCAGUUUCUGUGGGUGCCCAAGGCCCGGACCCGAGGGAGAUUGAAGUUUAUCUGGAAGAGAUUUUGUCCCUAACCCAGCUGGGAGAGGAUUACACCGAUUACAUGGUUUCAAAGAUUCGGGCUUUAAGCUCUGUGGAUCCAGAACUGGUACCCCAGGCCACCAAGGCCUUCAGGGGUGGAAAUUUGAGCAGGCUGCUUCAGGACAUCAUGGGUUAUUAUGUGAUCUUGGAAGGGUAUUUCAUGGUUGAAAAUGUUAGAAAAGCCAUCCAGAUUGACGAGCAUGUGCCCGAUAGUCUCACCACAUCAAUGGUGGAUGAUGUGUUUUAUGUUCUGCAGAGUUGUUGUAGGAGGUCCAUUUCCACUUCCAACAUUAACUCUGUGGUUGCUGUUUUGAGUAAUGCGGUGAGCUUGCUGGGAAGUGAGUACAACGAUGCAUUACAGCAGAAGAUGCGGGAAUCUAAUAUUGGUGCCAGGCUGUUCUUGGGUGGUUCUGCUGUUCAAAAGACUGGUGUGGAGAUCACUACUGCAUUAAACGACAUGGAUGUCAGUAGUGAAUACGCGGUUAAACUCCGGCAUGAGAUUGAAGAGCAAUGUGCAGAGGUAUUUCCUACACCUGCUGAUCGGGAGAGAAUUAAAUCCUGUUUAUCUGAAUUGAAUGAAAUGAGCAGCAACUUUAACAAGGCGCUGAGCGUGUGGAUGGAGCAACUUUUAGCAGCAGUUGCCCCAAGGAUUCGGCCUGUGUUGGAUAACGUGGCGACCAUCAGCUACGAGUUAUCGGAGGCUGAAUACGCAGACAACGAGGUGAAUGAUCCGUGGGUUCAAAGGCUGCUGCAUGCUGUUGAGGCCAAUGUCGCAUGGCUUCAAUCUCUAAUGACUGCCAACAACUAUGACAUGUUUGUUCAUAUGGUUAUAGAUUUUAUUGUGAAAAGGCUUGAAGUUAUCAUGAUGCAGAAGAGAUUCAGUCAGCUGGGAGGACUCCAACUUGACCGUGAUGCUAGGGCAUUGGUCACCCAUUUCUCGAGCAUGACACAGAGGACGGUUAGGGACAAAUUUGCGCGACUCACACAGAUGGCGACCAUCUUGAACCUGGAAAAGGUGUCUGAGAUCCUAGAUUUCUGGGGUGAAAACUCGGGGCCUAUGACCUGGAGGUUAACUCCAGCUGAGGUGCGACGGGUUUUGGGUUUGAGGGUUGACUUCAAACCUGAAGCCAUUGCUGCUCUGAAAUUGUAAUGGGGUGAGUAUAUAUAGCUUUUUGGUUGGUAAUAAUUACAGGAGUAAGAUUUAUGUUUAUUUUACCAGCUGAUUUGUUUCGAGUUAGUAUAUACUUGAGUACUGGAGAGGUUGGUAUUUUUAUGGGUUACCAGGCUUUCUAAACCGGGUUUAAACCGCAUGAAGUGUAGCAGUUACAAAAUGCAUUUAUUUAUUCAUGAACGUCAUAAACAAAACCAUAACGUACUAAAAAUACUUUUCUUUUAAUUUUACAAAGAUUUCAUAGUGAUCAUCAUAACACACAAACCUACAUAUGUUAUUCCUUUGACAAUUAUUUCACAAUACUAGAAGAUUGGUAGAAGUAUGAGAACUCCCUAAUCUCUCUCAUAUUCAUGAUCUUUUCCAGAGUUUAUUAAGUCUCGCCCUAAGUGUGUCAGAAGAAACAGGAGCCACACCACGUUGUGGAAUACUCUUAUUAGGUUUAUGAGUAUUCUUAUCAUUUGUACGUGCCGGUGGCGCCGGACGUGCUGGAGGUUUGGGGGCGUUCUUCUUUUCGACCAGCAAUCUAUCAAUGAUUUUCUUGAUUUCUUCUGGAGUUAAGGAUUUUCCAUGACGGCGAUCAACCUGAACGUUGUUGCGGAAGAAGAGAAGGGUGCAUGGUUCUGAAAGCCGGUACCGUGCCUUCAACUCCGGCACGUCCUUCAUUUCAACUUUGAAUAUUCUCACGUCGUCCCUGGAGUGAUGGCUUGCCUCGGCUUUUAGCCAUUGAUCAACCUGCACACAAUCCAAACAAAUCAAGAAAUUUUAGAAAUUACUUGGUAACAAAAUGAACUACUGUCUAUGAUUAUUAAGCUAAAACGGAGAAAGUAAUAAAAUAAUGAGUGUAUUCAUUGAAGAUCAGUAGGUUUAUUUUCAAAGCCUGGAUAGUAAUUACUUACGAGUGUUCAAUUUAAAGGGCGUGUGCUUAAUACAAGAAAUGGUGUUACAAACAGCCUUGUUAGUAUAAUUAUAUAGGAGUACAAAUAAAACACUUUACAAACAAAAUUAUUAGGCAAUAAUAAAUUAUAAAAAUACAGUUAAAGAACUAAGAGGUUAUAUAUACAAGGAAACUUCUUGUUACCUUUUCAGGCUGAGGCAACUCUUUAUCUUCGGUUUCUUGGCCAAAUCGGAUUAUUACAAUAUGAUCCUUUCUAGUAUUGAUUGCUUCAUCAACCUUAUAGGCUCUCUCAAGGGAAACUAUUUUUGGAAUAUUAUCGCUCAUAUCUUUUUUUUUUUAUAUAUAUAUAUUUUGAACCAACCAAAGCAAGCCACCCACUUUGGUGAUGAAAUUAUGUGUAGUUUAUUUAUAGAUAGAGAGUGAGAGAGAUGGAGAAAAAUAUAUGCUUAGUGACAUGCAUCAAAUAAUGAACGCAUAUAUAGUGACAACCAAAGUCGAUGUGUUAGAAGUAAGUGACAACCAACGUGUGGAAUAUGUUCUCAUUAAUCCAUAUACUGUCACGAGCUAGCUAAUAUUAUUC
Messenger RNA from Oldenlandia corymbosa var. corymbosa, 4000 nucleotides. The record is from the annotation of a GenBank genome assembly. Lineage: Eukaryota; Viridiplantae; Streptophyta; Magnoliopsida; Gentianales; Rubiaceae.